UUGCCUGCUGGAGUUGUGUUGUGUGUACAUAUACAUGUCUGAGUGCCACACAGGGUGGGUGUGUUUGUGUGUCUGUGGUUUUUUCUUCCAGGUUCUUGUGCACGCCAGCUGCGUGGGUUGUUAUGUAAUGAGUGUUCAAGGGAAAAGUGGAAGCCAGACAAAUUGACAUUUGAUUCCCUAACCAAUCGUGUUGUGUGUCCACUGUGUGCAUGCUGUUUGGGUGGAGGAGGACCACAGUAUAUAUUGACCAUGGAGAACAGAGCGAAGUAUGGAGAAGGCAUCAAAAGGCGAAAGAGAAAAAUAAUUGAACCCAAGUUCUACUAGUACCAGUCACUAGUCAUUCAAGAAGAGGCCUGGACACGACAAAGCAAAAGCAACAUGAAGACUCUGGCUGUUCUGACCAUUUGCGCCAUCCUCUCGGUCUCGAUGUCCACAAAUGAUCUGGACCCUGAUGUGACUGUGGAUUCCACUCCUGACCCUGCCGCAGAAUCAACACCUGACGCAGACUCAUCUUCGUCUUCCUCCUCGGCUUCCGAUUCAUCCGCGUCUGACUCGUCGGCUUCGGACUCUUCAGCUUCAGACUCCUCAGCUUCUGACUCAUCAAGCUCCUCCUCCUCGUCCUCCGAAUCGGCCAGUGUUAGUGCUGAAGCCACAACAGAGGAACCAGCUGACGCCAUGGAGCCAGAGGUGAUUAUGAAGAGAGACCUGGCUUCAGUGCUGCUGAGGAGAAAGCGGGCAGUGGGACCCACAGCUGGGGCCCUCACACUCACCCAAGUGGAGAGUCUGAGCGAGGUGUGUGAGCUGAAUGUGGCCUGCGACCACAUGGCCGAAACAGCAGGCAUCGUGGCGGCUUACACGGCGUUCUACGGAGCACCUGCCUUCUAACCUGACUCUAUCGUAACAAACCCGGAGGGAGGGAAUACUCCGUUCCUGAAGCAACACGCUCGUAGGAGGGACUGACAAUUCCAUCGGGUCUCCUUACGAGGGCGUGGAAGUAAAACCAAACAGGUUUGAUCCGUUUUAGGGACCAAGCCAAGGGACUUUACAAGACCAGUGAAGUUGGUGGCUACCAUACUCGUAGUACCAAGUACAGCUAUAUGUUUUGGGUAGUGUCAAAUAAAGCGUUGUAGUGUGUAGGGCCACAUGGGAAGAGUUCCUGUGAUUGUAGGAGCCUGCUAAUGUAAAUUGCAUAACACAAUAUCACAAUGAAUGGUCGUGAAUGCACCAAAGUAUUGUAUCAUAGGUUUGUCCACAUUUAAAUGUUCUGUAAUGUUAGAUAGAUACAAAAAAAAACAAAAAAACACAUCAUUGUUUAACUGCAAUGUGUUAUAACCUUCAUUUCCUUUUAAAAUGUAGUUCAUUUUUGUGUCCUGGUCAGGUGCCAUUAUUGCUGAAAGUUAAUAUGGUCAUUGAUGUAUUGAUUGAUUUAUUCAUGGUUCUAUGGUGCUAUUAGUGGAAGUUUAGAAAGAGUGAGGACAUCAUUUGUUGGGUACCAUUUAUUUGCCAGAUUGAAUUAUUGUGAGUUUUGUAUGAAACCUCCCGCCUUGACUGUUUAUGGACUACUGUCUUCAAUAAAGGGUACAUUUAAAUA
Messenger RNA from Esox lucius (northern pike), 1591 nucleotides. RefSeq names its product bone gamma-carboxyglutamate (gla) protein, like (gene bglapl). NCBI's taxonomy places the organism in Eukaryota, Metazoa, Chordata, Actinopteri, Esociformes, Esocidae. The transcript has 4 exons. Gene Ontology annotation, cellular component: extracellular region. The coding region runs from base 379 to 885 and encodes 168 amino acids. Gene Ontology annotation, molecular function: structural constituent of bone; calcium ion binding; hydroxyapatite binding. Gene Ontology annotation, biological process: bone development; regulation of cellular response to insulin stimulus; osteoblast differentiation. The record is from RefSeq and is a predicted model, not a curated record.